AUGAGAAUCCACAUUCAAGGAUGGGUGUUGAUGAUAGUUGUCGUGACGGCUUCCGUUAUACUACAGAAGCCUAAGUUGGUAACCGGACAAGCUAGAGUUCCGGCCAUGUUUGUGCUCGGAGACUCACUGGUCGAUGUCGGAAACAACAACUUUCUACAGUCCAUAGCUCGAGCCAAUUACUUACCUUAUGGCAUCGACUUAAACUACCGUCCUACUGGCAGAUUUUGCAACGGCCUGAACUUCGUUGAUCUGCUUGCUCAGCUGCUAGGAAUCUCGUCGCCUCCUCCCUUCGCGGAUCCAACCACAUCAGGCUUUAGAAUCCUCGGAGGAGUCAACUAUGCCUCUGCAGCUGCUGGAAUCCUCGACGAAUCAGGCCAACACUAUGGAGAGAGAUACAGCCUGACCCAGCAAGUGGUGAACCUAGAGACAACGUUGAGCCAGUUGAGAACGAUGAUGAGUCCUCAAAACUUUACGGACUACUUAUCGAAAUCGCUAGUGGUUCUUGUUUUUGGAAGCAACGACUAUAUAAACAACUACCUCUUGCCUAAUCUCUACGCCACCAGCUCCAGAUUCACACCUCCUGACUUCGCCUACCAUGUUCUAACCCAAUACGCUCGACAACUUCUUACUCUGUACAGCUUAGGACUAAGGAAAGUGUUUAUACCUGGAGUAGCACCACUAGGCUGCAUACCUAGCCAAAGAGCCAGAGGCGUUUCACCACCAGAUAGAUGCGUCGACGGUGUGAACCAGAUUCUUGGAUCAUUUAACCAAGGGCUGAGAUCACUCGUUGACCAGCUAAACCAGAGAUCACCUGGAGCCAUCUAUGUAUAUGGAAACACAUAUGCUGCUGUUGGUGACAUCUUAAACAACCCGGCUACUUACGGAUUCAGUGUAGUGGACAGGGCUUGUUGUGGGAUUGGGAGGAACCAAGGAGAAAUCACAUGUUUGCCAAUGCAGGCUCCUUGUCCCAACAGGUCUCAGUAUGUGUUUUGGGAUGCAUUUCAUCCUACUCAGACUGCUCUUUCAAUUCUGGUUAGACGAGCUUUCUAUGGUCCACCUACAGACGCAUAUCCUGUCAAUGUCCAACAGAUGACUUACCUUCGCUGA
Messenger RNA from Microthlaspi erraticum, 1107 nucleotides. NCBI's taxonomy places the organism in Eukaryota, Viridiplantae, Streptophyta, Magnoliopsida, Brassicales, Brassicaceae. The record is from the annotation of a GenBank genome assembly.